Penicillium brasilianum is the source of this 1683-nucleotide messenger RNA. Lineage: Eukaryota; Fungi; Ascomycota; Eurotiomycetes; Eurotiales; Aspergillaceae. The record is from the annotation of a GenBank genome assembly.
GUGAAAGCGCAAUCCGAAGUUCGGCCUCCACUUGAUUGUGUAUCUUCUAUCAAAAAGGGGUUGAGUUGAUGGAGCUGGUCCGACCAAACGCCAAUUAGCUAGGCUAUCGCCAUCAUCAACCAAAUCUCGUCAGGUACGACCCGCUGAUCGUUCCGUUAUUGGGCGCGUUUUGAGAUCCACUGGAGGGAUUGGCGUAAUGCAAACCACAAUAACGCGAUGGGGUCAAUUUUUUUUUUCGUUUUUCUUGCUGUCGUGAAGGAUGAACCUCGGGGAUUUUAAAAAGCCAACAAUUUCCCAGGCGGGGUCUCUCGAGAGUCAGAGUGUCUGAACAAAUUUUCCCCAUUGUUCCUCAAAAAUGAUGUCCCUGCAGACUUUGGUCACUUCGCUGCUGCUCGCUGGAAGCACCUUCAGCGCAGGGGUUGCGGCGAAGACGACCUCCCACCAUGGCGAGAAGAUUGCUCCCAAGGUGUUCAUUGUCUCGAUGUUCGAGCCCGAAGCUCAGGCUUGGUGGAACAUCCCCGAGUUCGACCUGCUGUCCCACAACAUUACCAUCCCCGGUCUUUCUCCUCUCUACCCGGAUGUUUACUGCACUGAGGACUACGAGGUCUGUCAAUUGAUCACCGGCGAGGCUGAGAUCAAUGCUGCCACUACCGUCACUACCGUUGCUUUCUCUCCCCUCUUCGACCUGACCAAGACCUACUUCUUCGUGGCUGGUAUUGCCGGUAUCAACCCCAAGCGAGCCACCACCGGCUCUGCAACCUUUGCUCGGUACGCAGUCCAGGUUGCUUUGCAGUAUGAGAUCGACAUUCGCGAGCUCUCUAGCAGCUACUCGACUGGCUACAUUCCCCUGGGUGCCGACUAUCCCGACCAGUACCCCACCAGCAUCUACGGCACCGAGGUCUUCGAGGUCAAUGCUGACCUCCGCACAAUCGCUGCUAACUUCGCCCGCCGAGCCAACCUGUCAGACUCGACCACUGCUCAGGCGUACCGUGCCCACUAUGCCAAUGGCAGCGAAGAAUACAAGGCGGCCACCCUCGGCCCGAGCGUUGUCGAGUGUGAUGUUGCGACCUCGGAUGUCUACUAUAGCGGUAACAUCCUGGGAGUCGCCUUCGAGAACACGACCAAGCUGUUCACCAACGGAACUGGUGAUUACUGCUCCACUGCGCAGGAGGACAACGCCACCCUGGAAGUUCUCCUCCGGGCCGCUGUCCACAAGUUGGUCGAUUUCUCUCGCAUCAUUGUCAUGCGCACUGCCUCCGACUUUGACCGUCCCUACCCCGGAACUUCGGCCACUUACAACUUGCUCUACUCUAACCAAGGUGGCUUCGAGCCCGCGUUGGAGAACAUCUACCACGCCGGCAUUGAGGUGGUCCAAGGUAUCCUCCAGGGCUGGGAGAAGACUUUCAAGAAGGGCGUCAAGGCCACCAACUACAUUGGUGAUAUCUUCGGUACUCUGGGUGGCGAGCCUGACUUUGGCCCUGGAACUACCCAGGCUCUGGUUGAGAGCGGUGCUUACAAGAAGCGCAGCUUGGAGGGCCGUCUGCGCCGCCGUGGCUAAGCGUUCACAUUUUUUUGGUGGAUUGGUGAUCACUUCAUCGAUGUAUAUACAAUAUCUACCAGAUCUAAGUGGGGGCCCAAAGUAUAUAAAAUGUAUCAAAUGAAAUCAAGAACAAUUAUCAUGUG